AUGGUCCGCGAAUACAACGCCAACACCACAGCUGAUGACCUGCUGAAGGAUCUUUCAUCCGAGAUCAAGGGCAAAGUCAUUCUCGUCACCGGUGUCUCUCAAGGCACUCUGGGUGGUGUCUUUCUCGAGUACGUCGCAAAGGCUGCUCCUGCUGGACUCAUCCUUGCCGGCCGCACCCUGAGCAAGGUCCAACAGUCCGCCGAUGCCCUCAAGGCAGCUCACCCUGCCAUCGACAUCCGCACCCUUCAAAUUGACCUCGGCUCCUUCGCUGCGGUCCGUGAGGCUGCUGCCACCGUCAACUCUUGGGAAGAUGUUCCUCACAUCGAUGUCCUGGUGAACAACGCCGGAAUCAUGGCUGUUCCCUAUGGAAAGACCGUCGAUGGCUUUGAGCUGCAGUUUGGAAGCAACCACCUGGGCCCAUUCCUCUUUACCAACCUCAUCAUUGACAAGAUUCUGGCCGCCAAGGCUCCCCGAGUUGUCAACAUUUCCAGCAGCGGCCACAGACUCAACCCAAUCCGAUUCUUUGACUACAACUUCCGAGACGGCGAGACAUACAACGCCUGGCAAGCAUAUGGACAAUCCAAGACUGCCAACAUGCUGAUGGCUAUUUCCCUGGCUGAGAAGCUUGGAUCCCGUGGCCUGACUGCGUUCAGCCUUCAGCCUGGCGCCAUCAUGACUCACCUUGGUGACCAUCUCGACUUUUCCGUCCAAGGACCAGCACUAGCCAUGGCCGACAGACAGCUCGGAAACUCUGAGGGCUGGGAUGAUGGUUUCGACUUCAAGCCCAUCGAGAGGGGCGUUGCCACUCACAUCUACGCUGCAUUCGAGCCCAGCCUGAAAGAGCACAACGGUGUGUACUUGGAGGACUCGCACAUCGCCGACCCGGAGGUACAGACUGUCAAGCCUUGGGGCACCAGCAAGGUCGAGGCUGAUCGCCUGUGGAAGCUCAGCGAGAAGCUUGUUGGACAGAAGUUUUCAUACUAA
This is a messenger RNA of Trichoderma virens Gv29-8, 984 nucleotides long. RefSeq lists its product as uncharacterized. The record is from RefSeq and is a predicted model, not a curated record. Bases 1 to 984 code for a protein of 327 amino acids. Lineage: Eukaryota; Fungi; Ascomycota; Sordariomycetes; Hypocreales; Hypocreaceae. The transcript has 4 exons.